AUGCCGACGAAUACUCGUACAAGCAAUGCGUGCCAGCGAGUUCUACUCCGUACUGAGUAUUUCGUCCCUUGUAAAUUGACGAGAGAGAUUUCUCCAGCCGGGCAACUAGGCUUGCUGCCGCUGCAUAUUACCACGUGCUCUGCCAACCCUCCAAAUCUCUCCCGGGAGCCAAAUGGUGUGUACCAAUGCUCCGUAUUGGUCCGACACUUGGUUUGGCCCUUACUGGCUCAAGACUUUCGUGCAGUAACGCGUCAACUAGUAUCGUGCAAGAGACAGGGCCCCUGGUUGCGGCUCCCCGACCCCCAUGCUCACGGCCAUCCCAGCCAUCGCCGACCUAUCCGGGAAUCAACUGGCUGGCUCUUGCUCCAGACGCCUGAUAGUCAGUCCUACGGAGCAGAUACGGCGCCUUUCUCUUCCUCGACGCCGUUUCAACUUGACAUCGGCGACUUCACCUCGGCACAGCCCUUCACUUGCUGA
Molecule: messenger RNA, 477 nt
Organism: Trichoderma harzianum CBS 226.95
Lineage: Eukaryota; Fungi; Ascomycota; Sordariomycetes; Hypocreales; Hypocreaceae
Exons: 1
Coding region: 1-477 (158 amino acids)
Source: RefSeq, a predicted model, not a curated record